Messenger RNA from Heterotrigona itama, 657 nucleotides. Lineage: Eukaryota; Metazoa; Arthropoda; Insecta; Hymenoptera; Apidae. The record is from the annotation of a GenBank genome assembly.
AUGCCUGCGGUGCGGGUACUUGGAGAUGUUGGCCCACAUGCUCUGUCUCUGCGGCCCCUAAGCGGCCUCUCGGCAAUUACGCCACAAUGCCUUUUUCGGCUUGAAGCGGCUUCCAGGCUACCCGGGGAAUCGUGGAUUAACACGUGCGUCCUGCGCGUCGGCGAAGAAUUGCGGGCAUUACGUUCUGAUAUUGUUGUGACGCACGAACCGUCCAGGACCAUCGUCGUGAUCGAUGUUACCGUGUCUUUCGAGUAUAAGUUCGAUUCGCUCCAAAGUGCAGGGAUCGAGAAGAUCCACAUAUAUCAGCUGCUUGCGGAGACAUUGAGAAGACGCGGGUAUAUCGUUCACGUUGACGACUUCGUCGUGGGCGUCUGGCACUCUCACAACAACAGUCUGACCUCUUUGCUGCAGUACGCGACUCUGAUGAGUCGACGCAUGUUCUCGGAGACCAUCGCGUGGCCCCGGGACGUACACGUCGAGCACAUCUCGGGCAUUCGGCAAUACCGCGUGAUAGGAUCGAUAGCGCGGGAUGAGGCGUCCCUCGAAAUCACGCAAACGCAUGCUUCCGUUCACGAAAAUCAGCCCGCGACCGACGCGAACAAUUUAAACGUAGACGUCUCCGAGGCCAUGAGAGCGCAGCCACCCUCGAGCCCCUAA